AUGACCAAUAAUGGUAUUAUGAACACCAUGUGGUGGUGGGAGGAACAAGAAAGAGGAAAGAAUCCACGAAUCCAGGAAUCGAGAAACCCAAGAAGUCGGGAACCCAAGGAUCCAGGACUCCAGGAAUCCAUGAAUCCAUGUAUAUACCUAGGACUCCAGGAAUCCAUGAAUCCAAAUAUGUACCUAGGAAUCCAGGAAUCCAUGAAUCCAGGAAUUCAGGAAUCCAGGAAUUUAGGAUUCCAGGAAUCCAGGAAUCCAGGACUUCAGGAAUCCAAGAAACCAGGACACCAAAAAUCUAGGAACCCAGGAACCCAGGAACCCAAGAAUCCAGGAAUCCAGGAAUCCCGGAAUAAGACCGAUUCAGGCGGCUUUGCACCUCGAAUGUAUUAUUCUGAUCCCGUCGUGGUCCCAAAACAUGCACUAAGAAUCACAUGA
Messenger RNA from Caenorhabditis briggsae, 435 nucleotides. The transcript is spliced from 3 exons. NCBI's taxonomy places the organism in Eukaryota, Metazoa, Nematoda, Chromadorea, Rhabditida, Rhabditidae. The record is from RefSeq and is a predicted model, not a curated record. The coding region runs from base 1 to 435 and encodes 144 amino acids.